GAAAUUUAAAUGUACCACAAAUGGGUUCGGUCACCUUGCCAGAAGCAGAAGCAAAAGAGCUAUUAGAUGCACAAGCUCAUUUAUGGAGACAUGUUUUCCACUUCCUUAACUCCAUGGCUUUAAAAUGUGCACUUGAACUCGGCAUCGCAGACACCAUUGAGAAACACGGCAAGUCCAUAACUCUUCUUGAGCUAGCUAAUUCACUUGCUAUCCACCCAAACAAGGUUCCAUCCCUCCAUCGCCUGAUGCGCCUUCUAGUAUCCUCCAACUUCAUCUCCAAAGAAACUUCAGCAAAUGGAGAAUCAUUAUUUGCUUUAACUUUAAGCUCUAAACUUCUCUUAACAAAUCAUCCGCUCACACAAGCACCGUUUGCUCUUGCAUUGCUUGACCAAACUCUUAUCGACCCUCCCUCCCAUCAUUUGAGUAGUUGGUUCCAAAAUGAGGCUGAAUCUCCUUUCCAUAUUAGCACUGGAAAAAGUUUUUGGGAACAUGCUGGUCACGAGCCCAAGUUUAAUGCGUACUUCAACAAAGCCAUGGAGAGUGAUUCUCGAUUUGUUACGAGCUUCUUAGUGACUAACGAAAGUUUUAGAGGUUUAUUUGAAGGUGUAGAAUCGUUGGUCGAUGUCGGUGGCGGUAAUGGGACUACUGCUAAGGCAAUUAUGGAGGCCUUCCCAAGGUUGAAGUGUACUGUACUUGAACUACCACAUGUGAUUGAAGGGAUACAAGAGAAUGGAAGUGGCGUGAUCUAUGUUGCUGGCGAUAUGUUUGAGGCAGUUCCCCAUGGUGAUGCGGUCUUACUUAAGGUGGGAUCCGUUUAUUCUCUCCUCUUUUUACUUUUUUUUUCUUAACUUUGAAGUAUUCAGACAUGUCUAUUUCACCGAGUAUCUCU
This is a messenger RNA of Beta vulgaris subsp. vulgaris (sugar beet), 889 nucleotides long. RefSeq names its product trans-resveratrol di-O-methyltransferase. Gene Ontology annotation, biological process: methylation. The record is from RefSeq and is a predicted model, not a curated record. Gene Ontology annotation, molecular function: S-adenosylmethionine-dependent methyltransferase activity; protein dimerization activity; O-methyltransferase activity. Lineage: Eukaryota; Viridiplantae; Streptophyta; Magnoliopsida; Caryophyllales; Amaranthaceae.